AUGUCAAAAGAUAAAUAUCAAAAACAUGGAGAAGCCGUUUUUUCAAAAUUAGAAAAAGUGAAUUCGGAAUUGUUAUCAUUAACAUAUGGGGCUUUAGUAAGCCAAUUGUUAAAAGAUUUAGAAUUAGUAGAUGAAGUUAAUGAACAAUUAGAAAAAAUGGGAUAUAAUAUUGGUAUAAGGUUAAUUGAAGAAUUUCUAGCUAAAUCUGAUAUUUCAUUUUGCGAAAAUUUUGAAGAAACUGUAGAAGUUAUAGCUAAAGUAGCAUUUAAAAUGUUUCUAGGAAUAAGUGGAACUGUUAAUUGUAUAAAUAGAGAAUCAAAUAUUUUUUCUAUAAUUUUUGACAGUAAUCCAUUAAGUGAUUUUGUUGAAUUACCAAAAUCAUUAUCUUCUCUAAAUUAUUGUAGUUUAUUAUGUGGUGUUAUAAAAGGAGCAUUAGAACAAAUUAGAAUUAAAGUUAAUUGUUACUUCGUUAAAGAUAUGCUAAAAGGAGAUGAUUAUUACGAAAUUUAUAUUCAACUCAAAGAAGUUAUGAAAGAAGAAAUUCUGAAUGAUGAAGAAUCAUAA
Molecule: messenger RNA, 564 nt
Organism: Plasmodium gallinaceum
Lineage: Eukaryota; Apicomplexa; Aconoidasida; Haemosporida; Plasmodiidae
Gene: BET3
Product: trafficking protein particle complex subunit 3, putative
Exons: 6
Coding region: 1-564 (187 amino acids)
Biological process (GO): endoplasmic reticulum to Golgi vesicle-mediated transport; intra-Golgi vesicle-mediated transport
Cellular component (GO): TRAPP complex; cis-Golgi network membrane; cytosol
Source: RefSeq, a predicted model, not a curated record